Megachile rotundata (alfalfa leafcutting bee) is the source of this 3000-nucleotide messenger RNA. RefSeq names its product ADP-dependent glucokinase. The record is from RefSeq and is a predicted model, not a curated record. Gene Ontology annotation, cellular component: endoplasmic reticulum. NCBI's taxonomy places the organism in Eukaryota, Metazoa, Arthropoda, Insecta, Hymenoptera, Megachilidae. Gene Ontology annotation, molecular function: ADP-specific glucokinase activity. Gene Ontology annotation, biological process: glucose metabolic process.
AGCUAAAUGACAAUAGUGCGCUUUAUAAUGUGUGUCAUAUAUAUAUAUAAAAAUAACGUUAAAAUGACACGAUGACAAAGAUAAAAUUAAUGUUUUCAUUUAGCGCUUAAAUAGAAAAGACCUUGUGCUACGGAUUGAUUAAAUUUUUAGCGCCGCGACUGUGUAGCGCUCAUUUCGUUGUUCUCGUUAAAGUCAACAUGGGGUACAAGAGGGGGUUAAAAUUUGGUACAGCGCUUACUGUAUUAAUAGUUUUAAUUGCUGUUUAUUAUAGGAAUACAGAAAACGUUCUUCAAAAACGUUUACAAGCUUUAAUUCACGGGCUGGAGAAACUUGAAAAUAAACAUGUGAUAACUUCUAGGCCAAAAGUCGCGAUAGGUUAUGGUGUUUGUACUGACGUUUACGUUAACGCUAAACAGUUGCUGACAUAUUCUGAAAAAAUUGGACGACCCGAACAUUUCGACGAAAUUAACACGGAAAUCGAGCUAUUAAAAAGUUUUGCGUAUUAUUUUCGUCAUGGCGCCGCUGCCGAAUUUUAUGUUUUAAGGAGAUACAUGGCAAAUCGGACAUUGUUUGAUAUGCUUGUCGCUAGAGCCAGAUCAUUUCCAUCUUCAUAUUCUACCAUUGGCGGUAAUGCAGCUAUCAUGGCAUUACGAUUUGCAAAAGAGGGAUGUGACGUUACGCUUGCUGCAAAGCUUACUAGAUCCUUACAUCAGAUGAUGCCGCAAGUUAUUAAUAUCGUUGGAGGUGAAACAAAACGAGAUGACAUUCAUUUAGUUAUAGAAUAUAAACAUGGAGAUGUUUGGGGUCCAUAUUCUAGUGCCAGAGCUAAUAGGUAUAUAGUUCAUAAUGAUGCCAACAAUCCAAUGAUCAGUUCUUUUGAAGCAUUCGAUAAGCUUUUAUCGACCUAUGACCCUCAUUUACUUGUUAUUAGUGGUUUGCAAAUGAUGGACAAUUAUCCGCUUUUAGAUGGUGAAAAGGAAAAACUUUUGCUUAAAGUGAAAAAGCAAAUGGUGAAUCGAUCUUCAUCUACUAAGAUUCAUUUUGAAAUGGCUUCGUUCUCAGAAGAAAAGUUGCUUUUUGAAUUGUGUGAAACAGUUAUACCAUUUGCUGAUAGUUUAGGCAUGAACGAGCAAGAAAUAGCUAAUUUACAUAAUGCAAUGUACUAUGGUAACAUAUCUUUAGUAGCAAACUCAACGCCCCGUAUUGCAACAGUUUUAGACCAAAUGCGAACGUUAUUCAAACUUAUCCGUACGAGAAGCAAAAACAUUGCUCAUUCUCGACAGUUGACAAGAAUUCAUGUACAUACGUUAGCAUAUCAAGCUAUAUUUACUACAAAAAAUUCUAUGUGGAAAAAUACAAUGGCUGCAGCAGCUAAAGCAUCGUUAACAGCUCAUAGGCAUGUAUGUGCAACAAGCCACGUUGACAUUAAAAAAGCGACAUUAAUUUUGGAUGACAGUUUUUCAACGUCUAUCGUUGACGGUACUCGAAUAGCACUAGAUAUCGAGAAACCAGUCUCUUGUUGGGACGAAAUAUUAAAAGUAGGAAGCGAAAAUAUUCCUAUUCAGGUAUGCGUUGCACCGGUAUUAGUUUGCACCGAAGCAGCUCAGACUGCCGGUGGUGGCGAUAAUAUUUCAAGCGCUGGUCUGGUAUUACAAAUCUAAUUUUUGUAUUUAAAGACACAAUUGAACGACAAUGAAUUAUCAUAAUAUUCCGCUUUGGCACUCACAGGACGAAUUAGAUUUCGGCUUAAACUUUCGACAUUCAAAUGUAUAACUCAUUCCAUGAAACAUCAUUCCAUAUGCACGUGUUACUACCACGUUUGACGUUCUAUACACAUAAAUUUAGUAAUUUUAGUUUGUUACUGCUCGAUUUGUCUCAACGUAGGACGAAAUGAUUGUUAAAUUAGAUGAUACGCGAAUACUACGACAAUACUGGAUACUAUUAUAAUACAUUGAACAUGUUUUUUCUGCCUAAGGUAAAAUCCACGUUAUACACACAGUGCCAUGCCAGAACUUCUCUUUCAUGAAUAUUCAGUAAUUACAGGGAAAAAAUUUCCCGUUUUAAUAAUAUAUUAUGUAACAAUUAUGCGCUUUAAAGGUCAGGUUGUGUGAUAUAGUAUUUAAAAGGUUCUAUAAAAAUAAUUUUCCAACGAGAAACUGAAAAAAGAAAAAACUGACAAAGUAACGAAUAAAAUAAAGUUGAACAAUGUAUAAAGUUAUGUUUCUUGUCGUUUUCUCAUCCUUUUGUUUGAUAGUGUUAACUCUCAUUUUACACGACUCCGUCAUUUAUUGAUGCAAUAAUAUUAUUAAAUCAAAUUUACAAUUAGAAACUUGUUAAAACAUCGUGUUUAUAUAGCGUUCGUAUCGGCGUUCAAAAUAAAUGUGUCAUAAAAACUAAAGCUUUCCUUACAUGUCUAAAGUACCAAUGUUUCAAAUUAUAAUACCUUUAUACACAAAUCAUUCGUCGAAAUCUCGCAUUUUAGUGAAAAUUUAAAUUUGAACUAUGCAACAAUGCACGUAUAGUGGAAAGUAAUUUUAUAAUAUUAUCAACUUUAACUUGCUGCACGCAUAUCUUAAAAAUAUCCUCCUAUUCUUUUCGAACGAACUCAGAUGAAAACAGUAUAUCCGAUAAAAAAUAGUAAAUAUUUUAUAAUAUAUUUCCGACCGUAUUUUUUUUUCUUUUUCCUCUUGUUUUCUUUUUAUUGAAAGAACGCUCUAGUAUCAAUUGAUUCGUUAUCAACAAACGAAAGAGAAACAUUUACUAUUGCCUAUUUAAAAUACUAGCUUAUAUAAUUGUUCUUAAUUUACAUAAGGUUCAUUUCGAACAUGUGUAGUAUAUGAAUUUUACAUCGAGAGAUACGUAUCGUCGAUUUGCAAUUAAUCAACUUUCAUGAACAAUAACCAUUUCGAAGGAAAAGAUAAAGAAACGAUCAGAUAUACAGUGAAUCUUAUCAAAUGGGAGAAGUUUAGUCAACAAGUGUUCUAUAAAAAAAAUUUCACA